Molecule: messenger RNA, 1978 nt
Organism: Penaeus indicus
Lineage: Eukaryota; Metazoa; Arthropoda; Malacostraca; Decapoda; Penaeidae
Product: sialidase-like
Exons: 2
Coding region: 118-1971 (617 amino acids)
Cellular component (GO): chitin-based extracellular matrix
Molecular function (GO): structural constituent of chitin-based larval cuticle
Source: RefSeq, a predicted model, not a curated record
GUCAUCUUCAUCGCACGGACGUGCGAACACACGCUCGCUUACACUCAUCCAGCCCGGUAUAAAAGGCUUAACUAGAUCAGGAGUCGACACAGGGACCGCAACUCCUCCGCCGCUAACAUGAGGACGUGGACUAGCUUAACCGUGUUGUCCGUGGCGGUGGUUAGCACGCUGAGUUUUCCACGUCCUGAUGCCGAGUACAACAUUCCGACCGUAGGCCUCGGUGCUAGGUCACAAUACUAUGUUCUCCACGACGAUGGGACCUUCAAGUAUGGCUACGACACUGGUGACGGAGCCUACGAGUCUGCGAUGGCAAAUGCUCCCGGGGACGUAUCUGGCUCGUUUGGAUACAAGGAUGCAUCCGGGGCAGACAUAAAGUUGGAUUAUACAGCUAAUGACCAAGGCUUCCUUGUCAGCGGAUCUCAUCUGCCAGUUGCCCCAGUCGCUGACUUUGGUUCGCGUGUAUCCACAAAAAGUGCAUCUAAGACUUCCAGUGCAUUUGCUGUCCCUUCACAACCUAUUGUCUCUACACAACCUGCAGCCCCACAGACACCAGUUGAGGAAGCUCAAGUACGAAGCUCUGCUCUUGGAGAUGGAAGCUACUCUUUCUCCUACGAGACUCAGAGUAGCUCACGACAUGAAAGUGCAGAUGCUCUCAACAACGUCAGGGGAAGGUAUUCCUUUAUUGCUGAUGAUAAUGUAAAUAGGGAAAUUCAGUAUGUUGCUGGAGCUGACACCGGUUACAUUGCUGAAGGAGACUCUCUUCCUCAAGGACCACCUGUUCCAGGUGCAGAGACUGGCAUUCCAACUGGACGCAUUCUUCCUGUUCUGUCUGAAGAAGAGGCUAACGAGCUUGCCGCUGCCACUUCUGGUUCUGCAGGUGCUAGCCCUUUGACUGGUGCCACCUACAGUUCCGCAAGUGGUAGCCCUUUGACUGGUGCUACCUACAGUUCCCCAAGUGACUCUGCUACAAGGGAUGCCUCUUACUCUUUCAGUUAUGAUGCUGGUCAAAGCUCGCGAUCCGAAAGUGCUGAUCCCAACCUUAACGUACAGGGAACUUUCAGCUUUGAUGCUGAUGAUGGAAUUAGAAGGACUGUGAACUAUAUUGCUGGUUCUGCUACCGGUUUUGUUGCUGAAGGUGACCACUUACCUGUUGCUCCAGAUGCUGAUUUUGGCUCGCGAAUUCAGUCUUCCAGCCCAAGUGUUGUGUCAACCAAGAGUGCAACUACAGCCUAUGUUGCUCCUGCUCCUUCACGAUCUGCUGCCCCUUCACGACCCGUUGCCCCAGCAGCACCAGUUGAGGAAGCUCAAGUACGAAGCUCUGCUCUUGAUGAUGGAAGCUACUCUUUCUCCUAUGAGACUCAGAGUAGCUCACGACAUGAAAGUGCAGAUGCUCUCAACAACGUCAGGGGAAGGUAUUCCUUUAUUGCUGAUGAUAAUGUAAAUAGGGAAAUUCAGUAUGUUGCUGGAGCUGACACCGGUUACAUUGCUGAAGGAGACUCUCUUCCUCAAGGACCACCUGUUCCAGGUGCAGAGACUGGAAUUCCAACUGGACGCAUUCUUCCUGUUCUUUCUGAAGAAGAGGCUAACGAGCUUGCUGCUGCCACUUCUGGUUCUGCAGGUGCUAGCCCUUUGACUGGUGCUACCUACAGUUCCCCAAGUGACUCUGUUACAAGGGAUGCAUCUUACUCUUUCAGUUAUGAUGCUGGUCAGAGCUCACGAUCCGAAAGUGCUGAUCCCAACCUUAACGUACAGGGAACUUUCAGCUUUGAUGCUGAUGAUGGAAUUAGAAGGACUGUGAACUAUGUUGCUGGAUCUGCUACCGGUUUUGUUGCUGAAGGUGACCACUUACCUGUUGCUCCAGAUGCUGAUUUUGGCUCUCGAAUUCAGUCUUCCAGCCCAAGUGUUGUGUCAACCAAGAGUGCAGCUACAGCCUAUGUUGAUCCUGCUCCUUCACGAUCUGCUGGCCCUUAACGACCCG